GGCAACAUGGCAACAGAACUGAGCGAGAGGACAACAUACCUCCACAGUUAUCUUCCUCUCGGUCGCACUCCAGGAUACAAAGGGUACGUUCCACAUGCCAAGUACGGAUAUGGAGAGACAUUUGGCAACACUACAGCAAGAUGCAUGCUAGACUACCGUCACAAGCAGUUGAAUACGUCACGUCAAGCUCCUGGAAAAGGAGGUGACAAGAUUACACCGUUUCCUGUCAUCUACAGAGAUCCUAGAUUGAUAGUUGGAACAAGAGAUAGGUCUAGAGAGAGAUGGCUGUCUUUACCUAAAUAUCACUUGACAAAUGAAGGCGCACGAAAAGACACAAUACUGGAGUUUGACAAGCUGGCUCAACAACAUCGAGAAUGGUAUGUGGACAGAACAGGCAGCGUUGAACAGGUUAAUAUGUUUGUGCUGCCGAAUAAACACAACAGAACAAAGAGUGCACCAAUUAGUGCAACCCUAGAUGGCAAAACAGUUGCAAGCAUUGGAAAGGUAAAGUUAUACAGCAGAGCCAAGACUGCAGAAUACAAGCCAUGGAGACCAACAGCCAGAGAAAGAUCAAUUCGUGAUAUCAUCUUUGAGAACAGAUUCGGUACAAAGUGAAACAAACUUAAAAUUAAUACGUAAAUGAAAUGUGCAAAGUGUCAUCAUUUAUCUAUAUCCAAACCACAGUCAUGAAGCAAAUAAAAAGCACUAAUUAUCUAUAAUAAAAAUUAUUAUCUUGCAUAUAUUCUAAAUAGACA
Corticium candelabrum is the source of this 755-nucleotide messenger RNA. RefSeq names its product ciliary microtubule inner protein 2C-like. NCBI's taxonomy places the organism in Eukaryota, Metazoa, Porifera, Homoscleromorpha, Homosclerophorida, Plakinidae. Bases 7 to 615 code for a protein of 202 amino acids. The record is from RefSeq and is a predicted model, not a curated record. The transcript has 3 exons.